Leptidea sinapis is the source of this 743-nucleotide messenger RNA. Its product is annotated as apolipoprotein D-like. The transcript is spliced from 4 exons. Bases 101 to 736 code for a protein of 211 amino acids. Gene Ontology annotation, molecular function: pigment binding. NCBI's taxonomy places the organism in Eukaryota, Metazoa, Arthropoda, Insecta, Lepidoptera, Pieridae. The record is from RefSeq and is a predicted model, not a curated record.
CAAGCGCGACCGACAUGUGCCACAGGCGUGUUGUUGAAACACCGCUCACUAUUUACCAAACAUUUACGAGAAAUAAAGACUAAUAUAUGUACCUAAUGCUAUGGGUGACUUUAGAGUGAGUGCUCUUACUAGAUUAUAUUUUAUAUUAUUUUGUAUGAUAGUUAAGGCUGUGAUAAGUACGGGUUUAGGAAGAUGUCCAAUUUACCCGCAGUUACCCAAUUACGAUAUCGGAAAGAUGACAGGAACCUGGUAUGAAGUGGAACGAUCAUUCCACCUGAUGGAGAUCGCGGCGAGUUGUACUGAACUGGAAGUAGCCAUGAACGAGAAAGGAUAUUACGUCAUCAACGUCCACACGAUCAAUAGAUGGACUGGGAAUCCUUCAGUUUCAUAUGGACUGGGCAUCCCUAGCUACGCGGGCUCGUCUGCGUUCCGGUACAAGCUCAACAACCGGAUGCCGUACGUGAUCGGCCGGUUGUUGCCCGGCGCCGGCCAGUACAACGUGCUCUUCACUGAUUAUGACCAGUUCGCCAUUCUCUGGUCUUGUUCUAACUACAACCUUGCUCAUUCAGAUCGCAUUUGGCUGCUUGGAAGAAAACGCGAUAUAGAAGCAAGCCUUCGGGCGCAGAUCUACGGCAUCAUGCAGGACCUGAAUCUAGAUCCUGAUCGACUCAUCAUCUCCAAGAAUAACAACUGCACACAAAUACCAGACAUUGAUGAGGCCAAAUACACUUCAUAAACUAGGA